Molecule: messenger RNA, 1063 nt
Organism: Suillus subalutaceus
Lineage: Eukaryota; Fungi; Basidiomycota; Agaricomycetes; Boletales; Suillaceae
Exons: 13
Coding region: 102-821 (239 amino acids)
Source: RefSeq, a predicted model, not a curated record
ACUAUGAGGCUAUCAUAUUGAUAUGCUAGCGCAGCUUCAGUCAGUAGUCGCCGUUCUCAGCAUCUUUGUGGAGCAUCUGUAAGUCCAAUGUACCAUGUUAUAUGCAAUAUCCACUGAAUGCUUUCUUGAUCCGUAGUCUAUAUGUUCAUCGCAUAUGGAUAGUCAGCAAGGGCCGAUCAAAAAUUCUGCCGAUUAUAGUGGGCAUCGCCGUCGUCCUAGCUUCAGGUCUUUCCAUCGUCGUUGUCUGGGCCACAUAUCAGGCAGUCCAAGUAUCUUCCGAUGUGGUCGAAGUCGAGUGGAUGAUAUACAUGUAUUUGGGCACUGUUGCCUUCGUCGAUGUCCUUAUUGCAUCAUCGCUAUGUUAUCUCCUUGCUACGUCCCGUACUGGGUUCUCGAAGACAGAUUUACUCAUAACAAAGCUCACGGUUUAUAUUGUCAAUACAGGCUGUUUGACGAGUAUGUGUUCAAUAACAGUUAUCAUUACAUGCGCAGUGAUGCCGACGAACAUGAUAUUCGGAGCUGUCGAUUUUGUACUGCUUAAACUAUAUGUCAACUCGUACAUCGCACUCCUGAACGCGCGAUACUAUGCACAGCCCCACGCAGACACAAUACAUUCUUCUGACUACCAUAUGCGCCGUGACAUAUACCACCCGAGACUGCACGUUAGGGCAUCGCAGGACAAGGAACUCCAGGCAUCCCAGAAGAGCAUGUUUAGUUAUCCUGGUGAUGAAGUGUUGCAUAUCACUCGACCUGUUCAGGCUGUCAUGCCGCAGCGGCCGAUUGAGGUGGCGAUAGACAUGAAUUCCGUCUCUUCAGCGUAAUGGAUCGCAGUGUGCUACUCAAUAUACGGGUGUGGAGAGGCAUCAGUUCACUCCCAUCAUUUCCGCUAUUCACAGUUGGAGUAUCUCGAGUCAACUAGCAGAUAUCUUAUAAAUGCGAUGAUCAGAGAUAUAUCGAGGAAGCCCAACGUCAACCGUAUCCCAUGAACACAUCUAUCUCAAGUAUGCAGGAUGCGUCAAUGUGCAUCUUAUCUCGAGUCUAUGCACUGCAGUGUUAUGCUGUG